CAAAGUUUUCAUGAUAACGUGAAACAUGGCUCAUGAACGGACCUUAGUACUCAUCUACAUGCACGUUUUCAUCACAUUUACAGGAACUUUGGCCCAACUCGAUGUGAAGAUUCUUACAGAAGAAUGUUUAACAGGAAUUUGUGAAUAUGUUCCAAAUUACCCAGAAGGAUUAGCGUUAGAUCUUGUAAAAGAGCUCAAAGCAAGUAAAAAAAUUUCAAACGAGGAUUUACUUGCAAAUACAUAUGAAUUAAAUGACAAAACUGAUAGUUCCCGCGAAACUCCUUUGUGCAAAUCUGAAGAAAUAAUUUCUACUCCAAAAGCAGCUCAGAGUGCGAAUGGCACGUGGUAUUACAUUUUAAAUCCAAAAUAUGAGUUGAUACAAAGAUUUCGUGUAGAAAAAUGCAGCUCUAGCAAUAGUAGAAAGAUGAAGAGGGAAAUUACUUCUUAUUAUGAAGAGAAAAUGAACUUUGGGAUCUGUGCUGAUAGAGUGCGCAACCGAAACUACGAAGGAUUAUGCGUGCAAAAGUACGUCCUCCGACAAAUGAUGGCAAUUUCAGGAAAUUCGGUUUUUUAUGACUACUUCCGCAUCCCUAGUUGUUGUUCCUGUGUAGCACGGUCUUUAGAGUAAAAAAAAAUAACAUGUGAUAUUAUAUUAUUGUAUUUAGCGUAUAUUAGGUUCAUUUUGAAAUUCUAUGUCAUUAGUCAUUAGUACCUACCUACUUGUAUUCAAGUAUGUGUAGCUGUGUUUUUGAAAUUAGAUAUUAUUUAUAGGUAACUGGAACAUAAUAUGGUUAAUAAUUAAUAUGUGGUUUUACGACGAAAGCAAGGCGUAAUAUCACAGUAGUCAGUAUGUAACAUAUUAUUCGUAUCUGUUUACCGUGGUAAUGGUAUCGAGAACGUGUUGUGAUGUCAGUAAUUUAUAAACGCAUUUUUAGGCCGUAUCUUAUUUUCGCCAACAACAUGUCUUCUGGUAUUGUAGAUGCCGAUAAAUACUCUGUGGCCUAUGUCACUG
Messenger RNA from Colias croceus (clouded yellow), 1012 nucleotides. Its product is annotated as protein spaetzle-like. Bases 26 to 628 code for a protein of 200 amino acids. Gene Ontology annotation, biological process: central nervous system formation; innate immune response; regulation of Toll signaling pathway. Gene Ontology annotation, cellular component: extracellular region. The transcript has 9 exons. The record is from RefSeq and is a predicted model, not a curated record. Gene Ontology annotation, molecular function: growth factor activity; Toll binding. Lineage: Eukaryota; Metazoa; Arthropoda; Insecta; Lepidoptera; Pieridae.